Oncorhynchus keta (chum salmon) is the source of this 7359-nucleotide messenger RNA. Its product is annotated as synaptogyrin-1-like. Gene Ontology annotation, cellular component: neuromuscular junction; synaptic vesicle membrane. The record is from RefSeq and is a predicted model, not a curated record. Lineage: Eukaryota; Metazoa; Chordata; Actinopteri; Salmoniformes; Salmonidae. The coding region runs from base 445 to 1152 and encodes 235 amino acids. The transcript has 4 exons.
CAUGUUGUAUGUUAGGAGCGCGACUCAGUAAAAAUAAAAUGGCAAGGCGCUUGCUGUGAUUGUCGAGAGUGAGUGCGCGUCAAAAACUUGCCUGUGCCGUAUGCGCGCACUCGCUACUCACAAGAAUGCGUGUCUGCUCGGCUUCUUUCUCUCAACCCUUUAGAUGAGAAAGGGAACCUAGAAGGGGCUGUUGAGGGAAAUAAAUUACCUUCAAAUUAGCUUCAAAACCACAGAAAGCAGCCACGUUCGGAAGGUUUUGGAUUGGCAAAAGGGCAGAGCAGAGACUAGGAUAAAUUAAAACCGAGUCAAUCCCGUUACAACGGGCAGCGUUAUAAUAAUACCAAGGUCAGUACACUGAACGAGCGCACAAACCCACGUAAUUUAACGUCUUAGACUGGGUACUGAAUUCGGAGACGGGGAAAUCACCACCAGCCGCAGCUGAAGAUGGAGGGGGUGAUGCAAGGGAUGCAAGCAUACGGUGCGGGGAAGGCUGGAGGAGCCUUCGACCCAUUGACGUUCUUUCAACAGCCUCAAACGAUCCUUCGGCUUGUGUGCUGGCUCUUCUCCAUCGUGAUCUUUGGCUGUAUAGCCAACGAGGGCUAUGUGAACCGGCCUGACGAGAUUGAGGAGUUCUGCAUCUUCAACAGGAACCAGAAUGCCUGUAACUACGCAGUGGGGAUGGGAACCCUGGCUUUCCUAAGCUGUGCUGCCUUCCUGGUCCUGGACGUCUACUUCCCCCAGAUCAGCAGCGUCAAGGACCGCAAGAAGGCUGUGCUUGCUGACAUUGGAGUGUCUGCAUUCUGGUCGUUUGUCUGGUUUGUGGGGUUCUGUUUCCUGGCCAACCAGUGGCAGGUUGCCAAGGAGGAGGACAACCCUCUAAGGGAGGGCGCGGACGCAGCCCGAGCCGCCAUUACCUUUGCUUUCUUCUCCAUCUUCACCUGGGCGGUGCAGGCCUUCCUGGGCUUUCAGAAGUACAAGCUGGGGGCUGACUCGGCCCUCUUCUCCCAGGAGUACGUUGACCCCACCGCCGACCCCAACGCUGCGUCCCCCAUGGGCACUGACUACACGAGCUAUGCCACCGACAUUGACACCGCGGCCAGCACAGAGCCAGCCUUUGAUGGCUCUGCUGGCUACCAGGGCCAGGAGUACUGAGCCAGAGAGCCAACGGAGGAAGAGAAGGACCAGGAAUGGGCUUACUCGGCAUCAGGGGUGGUUUAAGGGGACAUUUUUGUGGUUUAUGGGGACAUGGGGUGUCUUAAAGGUAGCCAAAUCCCAGAUCUGUUUGUGUUAGCUGUGAUGAUGAAAUAUACAGGGCCUUCAGAAAGUAUUCAAACCCUUUGACUUUUUCCACAUUUUGUUGUUACAGCCUGAAUUUCAAAUGGAUUAAAUGUAGAUGUGUCACUGGCCUACACACAAUAGCCCAUAAUGUCAAAGUGGAAUUUUGUUUUUAGAAAUGUUUACAUAUUUAUAAAAAAUGAAAAGCUGAAAUGAGUAUUCAACCCUAUUUUCUUUUUAUGGCAAGCCUAAAUAAGUUCAGGAGUAAAAAUGUGCUUAGUUUGAGCAUGGUGAAGUUAAUUGGGUGUAUUGAUACAACCUGCAAAGCCUAGUCACUACAAAGAUGCAGGUAUUCUAACUAACUCAAGGAAACCGCUCUGAGAUUUCACCACGAGGCCAAAGGUGACUAAAACAUUUACAGAGUUUAAUGGCUGUGAUGGGGAAAACUGAGAAUGGAUGAACAACAUUAUAGGCACUCCACAAGACUAACCUAAAUGAUAGAGUAAACAGAAGGAGGCCUGUACAGAAUAAAAUAAUUCCUGUUUGCAAUAAGGCAUUAAAGUAAAACUGCAAAAAAUGUGGCAAAGCAAUUAACUAUGUCCUGUAUACAAAGUGUUAUGUUUGGGCCAAAUCCAACACAAAACCUCACUGACCACCACAUUUUUCAUAUUUUCAAGCAUGGUGGUGUCUGCAUCAUGUAAUGGGUAUGCUUGUCUUUGGCAAGACUAGGGACUUUUUUUUAGGAUAAAAAGAAAUGGAAUAGAGCUAAACACAGGCAAAAUAUUAGAGAAGAACCUGGUUCAGACACUGGGUGACAAAUUCACCUUUCAGCAGGACAAUAACAUAAAUCACAAGGGCAAAUACACACUGGAGUUGCUUACCAAGACGCCAUUGAAUGUUCCUGAAUGGCCUAGAUACAAUUUUGACUUAAAUCAACUUCGAAAUCUAUGGCAAGACUUAAAUUCUGUCUAGCAAUGAUCAACAACCAGCUGGACAGAGCUUGAAGAAUUUAAAAAAGAAUAAUGUGCAAAUAUUGUCCAAUUCAGGCAUGGUACCAUUCAAUUGAUACAACAUGUGGGCAUUAUCUUUUAAUCUCCCUUAUUAUUUUUGUGUUAACGUGUGUAUGUUGAAAGCCUUUGGUUUUGUCAGCCAAUGUUGACCAUGGUCUUAAAUGUUGACACAUCAAAGAAACACAUCUUUCCCCAGAAAGAAACAUAGCUGUAAUCGCUGCCAAAGGAGAUUCUAACAUGUAUUGACUCAGGGGUGUGAAUACUUAUGUAAUUAAAUAUUUAUGGAUUUUAUGUUCAAUACAUUUGCAAAAAAAAUUUAAAACAUGUUUUCACUUUGUCCUUAUUAGGUAUUGUGUGUAGAUAAAAUACAUGUAAUCCAUUUUGAAUUCAGGCCGUAACACAGCAACAUGUGGAAUAAUUUGAGCGCUAUGAAUACAUUCUGAAGGCACCUGUAGGAGUUGGCAAGAUAGCACUAACAGAUCUGAGACUUGAAUACCUGACAGGGACUUUGGGUGGCUAACAGGGUGGGACUGGACCAAGGGUUGGCAAUCACUGUGUGUGUGAGUCAGAGUGCUACAACAUUGCUGGGAAGGUGGAGGCAGGGUAUGAAAGAGAGCGAGAGUCUUCUCAGAGACCAUGGUCGGUGUGUGUCGGUGUCCAGAAGCGGUUUGCCUUUAGUUGGUUGGCCACCUCCAUGGGAUCAGACAGAGUUCUAUCCAGAAGAGGGUUAUUUUCUGCAGCCUUAAUUCACCUAUGUGUCCCAGUUGUCCACCCUUAUCCCAAAGUGUGCACUUGCAUACUCCCCAUCAUGGAUAAAAUGGGAUUGGUGUAAGCAUUGGCUGGAAGGAGUUUCCACCAAACCUUGAUGGAGAGUGUGCAAGUGCACACUUUGGGAGAGAGGUUGGGAGUCGGGAUGCAGUCUUGGAACUCAUACACACCUAUACUAGCACAUAUAUCAACACAAAUUAAAGAAGGAACGUUAGGAAUGCACUUAGUGUGCAAACCUACUUUCUGGCAAACAUAAAGGGACGAGAUAGUCACCUGAUGAUAUAGGUGAUGGGACCUGAACAACGCAAGUCCUACGAAACACCACUGUGUUUUGUGGGCCUCAACACUAUAGCCUGGUCAUUGCACAAUGACCUAGGACCUGCUUGCCAUCCCUUUUCAGCCAGUUUAGCGUUCUUUGUUUGGCAAAUGUAAAAUGACACUGUUUGGUGUCUACUCUUGGCCAUAUCUAUGCCAAAUUAACACCCAAGCCAAACCCACUGUUAACGGUGCUAAAUCUGAAAGGUUAUCCCAUCAUACAGGACAAAGGACAGGGUAUGACAUACAGGAACCGAACAACUAACAAUAAAGCACAACUAUAGACGCGCCACAUUAACACAAAUUGAGCUGUUGCAGAUGUGCUGCGUCAUCACCAGCGCAAACUCCGAUAUUGUCCUCAAACUGUUCAUAGCAGAAAAUUCUCAAACUAGAUAAAUCGGUAAACAUUUAAUCAAAUUCUUAAGCAUUCCAUCAGCAGACACCAAAUUCUAUAUUGAUGACGUGUAAGCACUAAUUAAGAAGACCAAUGUACAUAACCAACUUAAAAGCCAAGUCCUUUUCCGCCAAUAACCAACCCCCAUGCACCAACGUUGACUGCCAACCAAAAUGUGACCAACACUGGCUUGACAUUGUGUAUGUCCUUAAAAUCAAAGUGAGUGUCAAUUGCAUACUCCUGUCCUCUCUCCUCACGUACAUAUCAAAAGAAUUGGAGGAGAAAGUCAGAGGGGCGGGAUCUCUGUUUUUUUCAUCCAACGGUUUAAAGAGAAGGGGGUGAGAAGAGAGGACGCGAGGAGUAUGCCAUUGAGAUUCUCCCAAAGUGGGCUCAGAAGCCUCUCAUUUGACUUAGCACUAGAAUACCAGCAGUUGAUUUCAGACUGACCGGUGCUUGUUAUCUCUUCUUUCAUGCCAACAGCUGAAGACUUUAGUGAUUUCUGUUUCCAAAUGUUUGUAAUGAUCCAUGUAUAUGUAACUGAGUGGGGUUUUUUCCAAGGCAAAACGUGCUCAAGAAUUGUAUAUAUAUUCUACUAUUUUUUGUAUAUAUACAGUACCAGUCUGUUUGGACACAGCUACUCAUUCAAUAGUUUUUCUUUAAUUUUACUAUUUUCUACAUUGUAGAAUAACAGCAAAGACAUCAAAACUAUGAAAUAACGCAUGGAAUCACGUAGUAACCAAAAAAGUUUUAACAAAUCAAAAUAUAUUUUACAUUGAGAUUCUUCAAAGUAGCCACCCUUUGCCUUGAUGACAGCUUUGCACACUCAUGGUAUUCGCUCAACCAGCUUCACGAGGUAGUCAACUGGAAUGCUUUUCCAACAGUCUUGAAGGAGUUCCCACAUAUGCUGAGCACCUGUGGCUGCUUUUCCUUCACUCUGUGGUCCAACUCGUCCCAGACCAUCUGACUUGGGUUGAGGUUGGGUGACUGUGGAGGCCAGGUCAUCUGAUGCAGCACUCCAUCACUCUCCUUCUUGGUCAAAUAGCCCUUACACAGGCUGGAGGUUUGUUGGGUCAUUUUUCUCUUGAAAACAAAUGAUCGUCCCACUAAGCGGGAUGGGGUAUUGCUGCAGAAAGCUGUGGUAGCCAUGCUGGUUAAGUGUGCCUUGAAUUCUAAAUAUAUCAUUGACAGUGUCACCAGCAAAGCAACCCCUCACCAGCACACCUCCUCCUCAAUGCUUCACGGUGGGAACCACACAUGCAGAGAUCAUCCGUUCACCUACUAUGCGUCUCACAAAUACACGGCGGUUGGAACCAGAAAUCUCAAAUUUGAACUUAUCAGAACUUAUGGUCAGUCGAUUUCCACAGGUCUAAUGUCCAUUGCUUGUGUUUCUUGGCCCAAGCAAGUCUCUUUUUAUUGGUGUCCUUUAGAUGUGGUUUCUUUGCAGCAAAUCGACCAUAAAUGCCUGUUUCAAGCAGUCUCCUCUGAACAGUUGAUGUUAAGAUGUGUCUGUUACUUGAACCCUUUGAAGCAUUUACUUGGGCUGCAAGUUCUGAGGCUGGUAACUCUAAUAAACAUAUCUUCUGCAGCAGAGGUAACCCUGGGUCUUCCUUUCCUGUGGAGGCCUUCAUGAGAGCCAGUUCAUCAUAUCGCUUGACGGUUUUUACGACUGCACUUGAAGAAACUUUCAAAGUUCUUGAAAUGUUCCUGAAUUGACUGACCCUUAUGUCUUAAAGUAAUGAUGGACUGUCGUUUCUCUUUGCUUAUUUGAGCUGUACUUGCCAUAAUAUGGACUAUCUUCUGUAUAUCACCCCUACCUUGUCACAACACAACUGAUUGGCUCAAAGAAAUUCCCCAAAUUAACUUUUAACAAGUCAAACCUGUUAAUUUAAAUGCAUUCCAGGUGACUACGUCAUGAAGCUGGUUGAGAGAAUGCCAAGUGUGUGCAAAGCUGUCAUCAAGACAAAGGUUGGCUACUUUUUAACACUUUUUUGGUUACUACAGGACUGUGUUAUUUUGUAGUUUUGAUGUCUUCAUUAUUAUUCUACAAUGUAAACAACAAUAAAAAAUAAAGAAAAACCCUUGAAUGAGUAAGUGUGUCCAAACUUUUGACUGGUGCUGUAUAUACUACAUAUAUUAUUUUUUUUAAACAGGAUGUUUAAAUUGUGGCAUACAUAACAAAUGUGUAAUUAUGAACAACAUGUUCAACAUACAUGUAUGAAAUAAAAAAUGUAAUACAUUAUUAUUAACCAGAUAUUACUAUGUUAAAAACAAAGAUAAUAUAUUGUACCUAUUAUUAAAAUAGCAUAUGUCUGUAUGUAUUAAUGCAUUUAAAGUGUGUGUGUUUCAAAAUAACUGACAUCUUCGGCUGUCAUUAUAUGCGGUACGGCAUUGUUUUCUGAUCAGGAAACAUUUACUUUGUCAUGUUUUACUGUUGCAAAACCUUCUGGGGCGAAACAUUUAGGUAACACUUUAUUUGGACAGUCCCAAGAAGAUGGGUUGUAGAUGGUCAGUCGAUGUUCAAAAACUAACAAAAACAUUUCAACUAACUAUCCACUAACCUUAACCCUUAUCCUAACACUGAACUUAAACCUUAGCCUAGCCCUAACCUUAACCCUAACCCUUAUUCUAAACCUAAUCAUAAACGUAACCUUAGCAGACAUUUGCUUAUCAACAGCUACUUAGUUGAUACUAUCACCAUCUGUAGUUCAUCUAUAUGGGACUAUACAAAUAAAGUGUGGCCAACAAUUAUAAAGAGAAACUGGGAUAAUGGGACAAAACUACCAAUUAUAUAGAUAUUGUGUAAGAAUUAUUUGGUCUUUGUGUGCUACUACAGAGUUGAAAAAAAAAUAGUUGUAAUGCUUUUGAUGUGAUGAUUUUUGAUUAAAUUAAUCAGUUAGGUAAUUAAGGAUACAUAAUUAUUACCUGUGUGUUGCUUGUUUGUGAAAGAUCUGAUGUAGAUGUGGCGGACUUUGUCGGGAGACGGUCAAUAAAGGAAAAGCUGUGGUAUGGUUGAACUUGAGUGCAAUUAUGUUUGUUUAUUUUUUUCAUGUGGGUUUUACUAUUUAAACCCAGUGUUGAAAUAUGUCUGGUGUUAACCUUUGUGGCUGAUAUUAUUCUCUACUGUCUGAUCUACCACAGCAUCCAAAAAAGAACCUGGCGAAGGCAGAGGACAAGCGGGAGCCAAAGGAGUGCUUCUUGUCUUUCUCUGUAGCAGCUGAAACUACAGUACAGAUCAACAAGAGAUCAGUACUCUGACAGGCCUGUAAUAGCUGCUGUCACCUGUAUUUAAAUGGUACACAGCUUAACACAUUUCACCACAAUGGAUUUAACUGAUUUCCACACAAAAUUCAAAGGUAACCUGUGACGUGAGCAUUUGUGAUGUUAGGAAAAAUUACCAGGCAGGGGUGCCACUGAAUUAUUGAAGUUCUUUCCUUUACGAGGAUUGGAAGAUUUCUUCUGGCUUUUGUUCUGAAAGCUCGCUGUCUUUGAUAGAGUUGAAGGCACCUUACGCUGCUGUUAACCGCAGACAUCCACUUGUUUGCGAUAAUGUAUUUCUCUAAUCAAUUAAUUGAAAUAAAGAUACUUAAUUUUAAUCUA